AUGGGCAACGUUCGGAAGGAAGCGAGGGUCCGCCUGCUCAAAGUACCCUCCUCCGUCGUCGAUUCGGCCGUUGAACCUCGCAUGUCGUCUCUGGUUGUCUAUUUGGACCACUUCAAAUACAUGUCGAUCCACGCCACCUCAGCCACCAGGUUGGCUUCUCCAGCGUCCUGUGAGCGAAUGCCACCAUCUGACAGCGCCCUCAUAGCUGACAACAGACUGGGUCGCUCUCUCACACCUGUGCAACAGCCGAAGCCCUUAAAAAAGGAGAAGCGUUUGCGGACCAUUGCGGACGACGGAAGCCCAUCCGCCGCUUGCACUUCGCUUCGAGAGCUGAUCAAGCUUCGGCAACACACAACAAGUUUGGUCGAAGUCACCUCUCUCCUGGCAACAGAUGCUUGA
Messenger RNA from Mycosarcoma maydis (corn smut), 399 nucleotides. RefSeq lists its product as uncharacterized. The transcript has 3 exons. Lineage: Eukaryota; Fungi; Basidiomycota; Ustilaginomycetes; Ustilaginales. Bases 1 to 399 code for a protein of 132 amino acids. The record is from RefSeq and is a predicted model, not a curated record.